Messenger RNA from Aspergillus puulaauensis, 2367 nucleotides. RefSeq lists its product as uncharacterized. Lineage: Eukaryota; Fungi; Ascomycota; Eurotiomycetes; Eurotiales; Aspergillaceae. The record is from RefSeq and is a predicted model, not a curated record. Bases 1 to 2367 code for a protein of 788 amino acids. Gene Ontology annotation, biological process: cell motility; intracellular signal transduction; phosphatidic acid biosynthetic process. The transcript has 3 exons. Gene Ontology annotation, molecular function: D-type glycerophospholipase activity.
AUGAGUUCUUUGCACCGCUCUGCCAGCAGCUCCCAGGUUCCCUCUAUAUCCAACCCCAAACCAAAAGGCGAUUCCAGCGACACCAACAGUGGGAACAUCCAGCCAAAAUUGGCCUCGAACAGUCAUGGCACCCGGUACUCGAGCUCUGCAGCUAUCUCCGAGGGUAACACUGUCAAGUUCCAUGUUUCUGGCUGCGCCUAUUUCUGGGCGGUUUCAGAGGCAUUACUGAGGGCGACGGAAUCCGUCUGGAUCUUGGGAUGGUGGCUAUCGCCAGAGGUCUACCUGAGACGGCCUCCAUCCGAGAAUCAGCAGUAUCGACUCGAUCGGAUGCUUCAUGCAGCUGCCAAGCGGGGCGUCAAGGUCAACAUUGUGGUAUUUAAAGAGGUCAAGGAGAUCAUGAUCUUGGCCUCGAGGCAUACCAAGCGCGCAUUAGAGUCCCUCCACCCUAACAUCUCGGUCUUUCGGUACCCAGCCCACACUGAAAAUGCCCAAGACGUUCUCUCAUCGGCAAGAAGCAUAUUUGAAAGCAUAAAUGCGGGUUACUCUGCGGAUGUGGACCAUAUUUCAGAUAGGACACUCCAGACGCUGUUUGGCCUGAUAGGAGGACCGACUCUGCUAUGGGCUCACCACGAGAAACUGGUAAUUGUCGAUCAGCAGGUGGCGUUCUUGGGUGGCAUUGAUCUUUCUUACGGCCGCUGGGACCCAAUUCAGCAUCCGAUCGCUGAUGCCCAUUGUGACGUUGAGGAACAGAUCGUGUUUCCAGGUCAGGACUACAAUAACGGCCGAGUAAUGGACUUUAAGGACGUCGCCAACUGGGAGCGAAACGAGCUCCUUCGCCGCGCCACGUCCCGUAUGGGGUGGGAAGAUAUCUCUCUCAGUGUUACGGGUCCUGUUCUCGUCGACAUCUGUCAGUACUUCGUUGAUCGCUGGAACUUUAUCCACAGGAGGAAAUACAACAGUGGUUUGCCUUGUCUGCGGAAAUACAAGCCCUUGCCACCACCAAAGCCAUACAUUGCUAGCACAGGCGAGCCUGCUGGAUGGAUGAGAUGUCAACUGGUGUGCAGUGUAUCGCACUGGAGCCAUGGGACUCUGACUGAGCACAGCAUUUACAACGCGUAUCUCGACAUCAUCGACAAGAGCGAGCAUUUCGUGUACAUUGAGCAGCAGUUCUUCAUCACUGCCACUGACCAGUCACCCGGGUCUAUAUGGAACAAUGUCGGUGAUGCACUGGUUGAGCGUAUUAUUCGUGCUGCAAGAGACCAGAAACGCUACAAAGUCGUCGUCGUCUUGCCUGCAGUCCCUGCUUUUGCUGGCGACCUCCAGUCUCCCAUUGCCGGCAAGCCACCGCGAGCGCUCAUGAAGCUGCAGUAUGACUCUAUUAGCCGGGCUGGAUUCAGCGUGUUUGAGAAAUUGCAGAAAGCCGGAAUCAAUCCAGAUGAGUAUAUCAGCUUUUUCAACUUGAGGAGCUACGACCGCAUCAAUAUGGCUGCAUCGGAGAAGGUUGACAAUUGUAUCAGCUUAUUCGGCCUCCAGAUACCAAUGCCACAGGUCCAGGCGCGUAGGUCUACACCUAGAAGCACCAACUGGGACAGCGUCAGCUCAUGCUACAUGCUCGGUGGUGACGAUAUCAGGAAUGUUCCCUUGCCCGCCGACGCCUCUGUCCCUGAGAUCGAUGCCUUCGUGAGCGAGGAGCUAUACGUCCACUCCAAGUUGCUUAUUGCUGACGACAAAGUGGUAAUCUGUGCUUCUGCCAACCUCAAUGACCGGUCCCUCAAAGGGAGUCGUGACUCUGAAAUGGGACUUGUUGUGGAAGGAGGCGAGGCCCUGGCGACAACGAUGCAUGGCCAACCUUUUCAAGCCAGCAAGUUUGCUGCUACGUUGCGCCGGUACCUCUAUCGCAAGCACCUUGGUCUUCUGGAACCUCAGGACAUGCGCAAGCCUGGUGGCCACUUUAUGCCUGCGCCUGUGCCAAAUGACCAUGACUACGACUCCAAAGAGGACCAGCUUGUCUCGGAUCCACUGAGUGACAAAUUCUUGCAGCACUGGAGUGAUGUCGCGCGUGAGAAUACCGCUGCUUUUAAAAAGGUAUUCGCCCCAGUUCCGGAUGACUCGAUCAAAAGCUGGCUGGAGUACGAUGAGCUCUUCUGGAAGCGUUUUACUGGGCCGGAUGGGUUUCACUUCGGGCAAUGGGGACAUGUCGAGAAGAGCAACUUCUCGAGUGGUGACGAGGGGGUCAAAGAGGUCAAGGAAGAACUGGCAAAGAUCAGGGGAACCCUAGUUGAGAUGCCGCUGCAGUUCCUGGUGAAUUCGAAUAUCCAGAUUGAAGACGUGGGAUACGAUAUCAUCACCAGGCAGGGGUACGUCUAG